AUGAAUAAGAAGCAGGCGCAGUGUGCAUGGCAGCAGGAACAGCCUAUGAAGGCUCUCUGGGUGUACACACCAUAUGAUUACCAUAAGUACUGGUUCUAUCCUAGGCCUGCGUUGAUGGGUAAAUGGAUACACGUGCUUGGUGAUUCGCUAGAUGAAGGCUAUCUUUUUGACAUCUUGACGUACGCACUUAAGCAGCAAUAUAGCGAAACCCCAGUCACUGCCGACGUCACGCUACCAGGCUGGGAUUGGAGCGACCAGCAUCCACUACGAAUUUUCCAUUUCAAGAAGCUUCGCUUCACAAUGACCUUUCAAAAGCUUACUCGACCACGAAUAGACGGUUUCCAUUUCUAUGAGGACCCCCAGGAGUAUGCAGGUCGAGAAUGGCCCGGAAGUGCCGGUAUACACAACAUGUGGCAAGAGGCGCGUAUAGUACUCCCCGUAGGGCAUCAGCCACGUCCCACGCUGGCGGUGUUUCAUUUUGCCUUACAUUCACUCAGUAGAGGAAGACACAACACGUGGAUUCUAACCCAGUACCGUUUGUUUUUGCUGUAUCAGCUCGUAUAUUGGUGGAAGAGCAACCAAGAGUAUGGCGAUGUCCCAUUGGUGUGGAGAGGCUCGUCUGUGACGCACUUCCACGACAGAGAGGACUACCUGUACCAGAAACACAGGUGUCUAACUCGCUAUAGACUGCUGGAACGGGACCGCAUUGCAAAGGUACGUGCUAAUAGGUUCGCAAAGGUACGUGCUAAUAGGUUCGCAAAGACCGUCAUGAGAGAAACCAACACACCGGUAUUGGACAUGUGGAGUGUGACCGAUGGCCGUCCAAGUGCCUCGUGGGAUAGACGCCACUUCUCUGACCGUGGCGACUGUUACGGUACUAAAGUAGAGAGAUCGAUGGUUUCAGUGUUAUUAAGUCACCUGUGUAUCAUGAGCUCGAGAAAAAUUGGAGGGAUGAGCUAG
Sphaeroforma arctica JP610 is the source of this 960-nucleotide messenger RNA. RefSeq lists its product as hypothetical. The transcript is spliced from 6 exons. The record is from RefSeq and is a predicted model, not a curated record. Bases 1 to 960 code for a protein of 319 amino acids. Lineage: Eukaryota; Ichthyosporea; Ichthyophonida.